CUCUAUCUUCAAUUACUUUACCCGAUUAUUUCUUAACCGAAUUAUGAAAAUACCGUUUUGAUUGCCUUUAUUGUUGAAGUACUUAGUUGGGUAUGGUGGGAAUCUUAAAUUGUGAUAUUCCAGAAUACUAUAUAUAACUUUUCUCCUCUAAUUCCUUAUAAGAAAGAAACUUUGCAUAAAAAAUAUUUUUUGUUGGGAUUGUUUGAGAAAUCCUAUUAAGAUUGAAGAAGCAUCUAAAUAUUCCACACUAGAUAAACUGAAGCAGCAGUUCCUUUUUCUUCCUGCUAAGUAUAAGGUUAGUUCUUUAGUGAAAAGUUUCUCUUUUAGGUUUGUUGGGAGAAAGCAAGCCAAGUGGAAAGCAUUGUAUCCAGCAAUUGGCUUAUAAUGAUGUUCCAUGUAAAUUACAUCUUGUUGAUGACAAUCGAUGAGUUUGAAUAUAUAUGCAUAAGCGCCGAAGGUAUUCAGAGAAAGUGUAUUAUUACUAUAUAACACUAUUUGUGUUGAUGUGCUCUCAUAAUAAUCAUAAUUAUAUGGCUUAAAGAUGUGGGAGUUUUGACAUUGUGACACCCCUAGAAUAUGUUUUGAAAGUCUUAACAUGUUUGGCAUAUUGGAUAUAGGGAAUUGUAACAUAUUGGCGUGAUAGUCUAACAAUACACCUGCAGAUAAAAAGGUUUUCUAAAAGUGAAAGGAGGUGUUUGUAAGAGUGACAUGUAGCUAUAAACUCUUAGUUGAGAUUCUGUAGGACUGGUACUUAAUGUGAAAAGUAGUCAGGUGUAAGCAAGAAACUUUCUUGCUAAGAAAUAAGAAUGUUAAAAAGUGGUGAUUAUUAUUAAAAGAUUAGGAAAAGAGAGGCCUUAGUUGAGAGAGCACUUACAACAUUUUAUUAUGAUGGGACCUAAUAGUCUGGUGGGGCAGUAGUAUUUUCUGGUUCAUUUCCCUGUCUGCUGAGGAGAAGAAAUAGUUCUUGUUUUAAGCCAAGAAUAUGUUUUGAAAGCCUAAGUAGUUGCAUCUCUUGAUUAUUUGAAGUGAACAUAAUCCAACUGAUGCAAAGUAACAUAAUCCAACUGACGCAAAGUUCAGACCUCAUAGAGGGCUUAUCGCAGUUAAGACUGCACCGACAUGUGCUGUUAAAAAACCUAUUUCCGCACAUUUGAUCUCUUUUCUCUAAUAAGUAUGCAAAUAAUCAAGCAAGUCAUUGUAUUCGUGAUCUCUGGUAUGGGGUUUCUUAAUUAAUUCUUGGUUUUGGUUCUUGACUUUUUUGGACUUUUUAUUCUCUGUUUCAACUUAGUGUGUAUCCAAAUUAAUGCUUUGUGGUUUUUGAUAUAUUUUUCUAAAUCUUUUCCUUUGGUUCAAAUUUUGAUCUUUUUGCUAUGUGAAGUUUAUGCAUGCAUCGUAAUGUUUCUAAAUUAAACAUAUCUUGUUAUUAGUUUAUUUCUGGUUAAGUUCAGUUUGACAUUGUACUGAAAGAUUUUGACUGCAAAUUGGACAAUCUUGCAAUAGUUAGUGGUGUUGAAUCUGGUAAGCUAAUUCAUUAGAGGGGUUCUACUUGUUGCUAUUACUUCUUUUCAUCUUUUCUUUAGCUCGAGGAUCUAUCGGAAACAACCUCUCUAUCCUUCCAGUGUAGGGGUAAGACUGCGUACAUCUUACUCUCCCCAGAUUCAAAGCCUUAUGUUUCUAAGUAUUUCUCAAUCAUUUGUUUCUGAUACAAUAGACAAUAAAAAAUAGAAAGAAGGUUAAUCAUAUAGUUUUACUUUUUUAUUUUAUUGUAGGUAAUUAGAUGAUGGAUAAGAGCUGGAUAUUCAUCAAGAAUAGGACGUUACCUCAAUACUUGAAUGCCUAUCAUGAUGACAGAUGUGCAUGUUUCUAAUAAUGAUGGAACUGCUGAUGUAAUCUCAAAUCCAUCGUCAGAUAAAGGUAAAAAGAGAAAAGGAAGAGGGAAGACUACAUGGCUUUCAAUCCAAAAGAAACGCAAAGAUAGUGACAAUGGAAAGUUGAAGGUGAUUAUUCCAUCAGAUCGAGCUGUAGCAGUAGGACCUGGAGCUAAUGAUUUCGUUACCGAGCUCUCUGUUAAAGUUAUGCAUAAUGCUAGGCAUGAUGUCAAGAAUUGGAAGGAAGUUCCUGAUAUUGCAAAAGAUAGGAUUUGUGCCCAUAUGCUGGAUACCUUCCAACUUCCAGACACACAACACAAUCGGGAUACUAUCCUUAAAACAGCUAAUAAUUUAUAUAGAUAUCGUCGUAGUAGGCUCAAUGAUCAUUUCAAGAAAUAUGCUACAAAGGAGGAUUGCUUGCAGAACAUGCCACCCGAUGUUAAUGAAGCUGAAUGGAGAUUCCUG
This is a messenger RNA of Nicotiana tabacum (common tobacco), 2333 nucleotides long. NCBI's taxonomy places the organism in Eukaryota, Viridiplantae, Streptophyta, Magnoliopsida, Solanales, Solanaceae. The record is from RefSeq and is a predicted model, not a curated record.